AUGGUCCUCGAACCAGACGGCAAAGCUCAUGGAGUACUUAUCCUUAACAGCAAUGCGCAGGAAGUGACUACAGCACCUGGUCCCGCGAUAAUCUACCGAACAAUUGGCGGAAAUCUGGAUUUGUACUUUUUUCCUGGACCAACUCCUGAACAAGUGACUCAGCAAUAUCUGUCCCUUAUCGGAAAGCCAAUCCUGCCGGCCUAUUGGGCGCUAGGAUUUCAAUUGUCACGGUAUGGUUACAAGGAUUUGGAUGAUUUGAAAACGACCAUAGAAAGGAACAUGAAGGCCGGUAUCCCCUUGGAAACUGUUGUUGUUGACAUUGAUUUCAUGGAUCGAUAUAAAAUGUUCACCGUUGGAAAGACAUUCGAGGGCCUAGCAGAAUACUUAAAGGAAGUGCAGAGUUGGGGUAUGCGCGUGGUGCUACUGUACGAUCCAGCAAUCCAAGUCGACGACGAACCUUUUGCGAGAGCGCUGGAAAUGGACCUAUACCCUCUGGUGAAAAGCACAAAAAUCAUGCUUGGCGUGGUGUGGCCGGACCGUCACGUUGCAUUUCCGGACUUCCUCGAUCCGACCGAUGCCACAAAGAACUGGUGGAUUCAAGAAAUUGUUAACUUCCACAAGAAGGUGCCACAUGAUGGAAUUUGGAUUGAUAUGAAUGAGCCGGCUGCUUUUGGCACUAAUGAAGAAGUUCCGUGGUAUUUUCAAAUGGACGAUCAUCCCAAUAUUGAGCCGCUUUGGUGUCCAACAAAUUCAACAGAUAAGCAAUGGGAAGUGCCACCUUUCCAAACACACUCCGUUUACCACUACAAAGAUGUGAGUCUCAACACCAUUCAAGCAUAG
This is a messenger RNA of Ostertagia ostertagi, 840 nucleotides long. NCBI's taxonomy places the organism in Eukaryota, Metazoa, Nematoda, Chromadorea, Rhabditida, Trichostrongylidae. The record is from the annotation of a GenBank genome assembly.